GCGCCAAACUUCAAAUAUAUUUUAUGAGGUUAGGUUAGGUGAAAUUUUGAAAUUAUUUUCUGGAUAACUUUCAAUAAAAUGGAAGACAAGGAUCAUACUACUUGUCCAAUUUGUAACAAAAGUUUCCUCGUUAAUGAUAUCCAACAACACGCAAAUAGAUGCAUAUUCCUGAACUGUCCUGAUGAAAAACGAAAACGUUCACCUUCUCCUGAACAACAAAAUAGCCAAGCUAAACUAGUGUUCAAUCAGAAAUCACCAAGAGACAUGGCUCGUGAGACUCCACCUAGUGAACCUAGUAAACAGAGUAAUGAACCGCAAAUGAAUGGUAGCUUAUCCUUCUUGGUCCCUUUGGCCAAACAAGUGCAACCAAAGACACUAGGAGAGUUUUUCGGCCAGAGUAAGGUUCUAGGUAAAAACACUGUGCUACACAACCUAUUACAGCAAGGAGAAAUACCAAACAUGAUUCUUUGGGGUCCACCUGGAUGUGGGAAAACAUCACUAGCAGGGAUAAUCAAUCACAUCUGCAAGGAAAAUCCUAAGAAGCUCAGAUUUGCCAGUCUUUGUGCAGCAAGUUGUGGAGUCAAAGAUGUACAGAGUGUAAUAACUGUUUCAAAAAAUGAGAUGAAAUAUGGUAGGAAAACAGUGUUAUUCAUGGAUGAGAUUCAUGCAUUCAACAAGAAACAGCAAGACACCAUGUUGCUGAGUGUUGAAAAGGGGGAGAUAACAUUAGUAGGUGCUACCACUGAGAAUCCAUCUUUUUCUAUAAAUUCUGCUUUGCUGAGUAGGUGUAGGGUGAUUGUCAUGGAAAAACUGGGGCAAGAUACUUUGAUGAAGAUACUGGAAAAUGCUGCAAAAAGUUUUGAUGUUUCUAUUAUCCAUGAAGGCGCAGAAGCAAAGUGUGGAGCUGGUACAAAAGUGUCAAUUGAGAGUGCUGCAUUACAAUUUUUAGCAGAUUUUUGUGAUGGAGAUGCUAGAAUAGCUUUGAAUAAUCUACAGUUGGUGAUACAGCACAAUAAUAGUAGUGGGAAAUUGAUCAGUAUUGAGGAUAUCAAAGAAGGUGUGAAAAAGUGCCACAUGCUGUACGACCGGCAAGGCGAAGAACACUACAACCUCGUAUCGGCCAUGCACAAGUCGAUACGGGGUAGCGAUGCCAACGCCGCCCUUUACUGGACCGCUCGGAUGUUAGCGGGCGGCGAGGACCCCCGCUUCAUCGCUCGCCGGCUAGUGCGGGCGGCCAGCGAAGACGUGGGCAACGCCGAUCCGGCCGCCCUGCCGUUGGCCGUGGCGACUAUGCAGGGUUGCCAGCUGUUGGGCAUGCCCGAGGCGGACGUUUUACUGGCGCAGUGCGCGAUUUAUUUGGCGCGUGCGCCCAAGUCGAGGGAGGCGGAUGAGGCGCUGGGCAGAGCGAAGACUGUGGUGGGGACAUGGAAGGGGCGGCAACCUGCGGUACCGAUGCACCUUAGGAAUGCGCCUACCGGGCUGAUGAAGAAGCUGGGUUAUGGGAAACCGGAGGAGGGACAAGAAGGAACCUUUAUGCCACCAGAACUUGAAGAUACCGAUUUUUUCGACUGAGAAGUUUCUCAUUGCGAUUUUUUUCUCCUUGUACAUAUUGUGCAUACAUUUCGAAUAUACUAUAUUUUUAAGUAAAUGAAAACUGUGCAU
Messenger RNA from Phaedon cochleariae (mustard beetle), 1662 nucleotides. The record is from the annotation of a GenBank genome assembly. NCBI's taxonomy places the organism in Eukaryota, Metazoa, Arthropoda, Insecta, Coleoptera, Chrysomelidae.